Tetranychus urticae (two-spotted spider mite) is the source of this 1460-nucleotide messenger RNA. RefSeq lists its product as uncharacterized. NCBI's taxonomy places the organism in Eukaryota, Metazoa, Arthropoda, Arachnida, Trombidiformes, Tetranychidae. The record is from RefSeq and is a predicted model, not a curated record.
GAUCGUAUUGUAAAUGGCUUUUGGAGAGAUAGAGAAAGAAUAAGAAACAAAAGAUGUUUUUAAUUUGCAGUUUGCGUGGUUAAAUCAAGGAGGAUCUCUUAAUUGUUGAGUUAUAUUGAUAAUGAUUUGCAUCAUUGGGUUUAGCUGAUUCUCAACAGACAGUCACAAGUCGAUAGAAAGUCAGACGAUUAACAGUGAAUCAGAGAUCCAUUAGACAAAAGGAUUGAAAAAAAGUCACAGCUUACUCAUUUGUUCAAAGUUGUUUGCAAUUUUUUUGUUAUCUAUAUUUACUCAUCCUGGUCAUUGCAGUUGCUGUCUCCAUGUUUAAGAUGAGUCUUGUUAUUUCAUAUUGUUUUUACAUUUUAAUGUUAAUUGCUCAGUUUUGGAUAGUUAAAACAACUGAUUUGGUUGAUUGUGACGCUAUUGCUGAAGAAUCAGAUCGUUGUGGUCUUAAAUUGGCCUUUAUUGGUGAUCGAGAUUUUCUCAUUCCUGGAAAUGAUUCACAAAUGGAAGUACACUGCAGGACAAUGUAUGAUAAUUAUUCCUGUUUGAGGCAUUAUGUCAGGAAUUGCAUGAAAACUGUUUCCAAAAGUUUGUUUGUGUCAUUCUUGUAUGAUGUUAAACGUGAUCUGAAACAACGGUGCUCAACUUCGGGGCGAGAAGCAUUUUUGAACCAUAUUGCUUGUCUUCGAAAUGCAUCAGCUGAAAAUAUGGAGUCAAUUCAUCAAUGUAAAGACAAUUAUGUGAUUCAGCUGGAAUGGAUUAUGGAUAAUGUUAGAUCAGAAGAUCAAAUUAUCGCUGGUUGCUGUGCUUAUGCUCAAACACAGGACUGUCUUAAGCAAAAGACAGCAAAAAUAUGUGCACCAGCUGAAGAGACUAUGGAUUAUCUUAACAAAAUGGUCCAUUCAACGACAACUCAAGCUAUUAACUAUGCCUGUACCAAAUACCGGAAUGUAUCUCAGUGUCGACAAGAUUUAGAUGAAGUAACAUGGAGAAGACUUUACGAAAGUGGAAUUGGUAAUAAUAAACCUGAUCAUCACUAUAAAUCUUCGGUCAUGGUUACAAUGGCCUUAUUAUCGUCAGCAAAACAGCCCAACUAAAAGGACCAAAAUUUACUUAUUUAUAAUCUAAAAUUCAAAAAUCAAAAAACCUUUGUCUAAAUUUGCAACAAAUUAUUUCAUUUCUCUUGUUCGAUUUUACAUUUUUUUAUUAAUUAUUUUAUUAUUUUAAUUAUUUUAAACUCAGGGCUUCAAUGUAAUAAUGAGGAAGCCCAAAAAGCAUAACAUUGUUCAAGAGGUUGAAAACAGUCAAAAUGAAUACAAGACAAAAUUUAAAUAACGCACCAAAAAACACUUUAUGAUAAAUCAGACGAAAUAUUGAUUGUAUUAUAUUUACUUAUAUUACUUAUUGGUUGUGUUUAAUUGAAUGUUUUUUAAAAUUAAGCAAUUGAAAAUCAUAAA